UUUACAAUAUAAAAAAAAAUAAAUAGUAAUAAUAAUUAUUUAAUCUCAUCAUUCAGUGUUAGUUUUGUUGGUUUCUUUUGGACAAAAGUGUGGUCAAUAUUUGAUUUAUUGCACAGUUAUACCAAACAUGAGACACAGACAUCAUUUGAAGUCUUAAAUAAUUAUUGAAUCUCCUCAGAUUACCCAGCUGGUAUCUGAGGAGUAUAGAUCAACAAUGGCGGCCACCAUCUCAGUAGCUUCUUUGGCAGAAGAUGCAGAAACUCCGUUUCUUCUCCCUCAAGAAGAUACUGUUGAUGGUGCUGUUGAUUACAAUGGCCACCCUGCAAUUCGAUCCAAACAUGGUCGUUGGAGAUCCGCUUCUUUUAUCAUUGGAGUGGAAGUAGCAGAGAGAAUUGCUUAUUAUGGGAUUACAUCAAAUUUGAUUACCUAUUUGACUGGACCAUUGGGUCAAUCAACGGCUACUGCGGCUGCCAAUGCCAAUGCUUGGGGUGGAUUUGGGUCUCUUUUCCCGAUUGUUGGUGCUAUUAUUGCUGAUUCCUUUCUCGGUCGCUACCGAACCAUUGUUGUGUCUUCCUUCAUAUACAUCUUGGGUCUGGGCUUGUUAACACUUGCAGCUGUGCUGCCUUUCGGAUGCAAUAAUACCACAAGCGAUUGUGGUACACAACCUUUCCGAACGGUUUUUAUAUAUCUCUCAUUAUAUCUUGUGGCCAUUGGGCAAUCCGGUCAUAAACCUUGUGUCCAAGCUUUUGGCGCGGACCAGUUUGAUGGACAAGAUCCGGACGAGAGCAAAGCAAAAAGUUCAUUCUUCAAUUGGUGGUACUGGUGCAUGUGUCUUGGGCCAUUGCUAGUGAUUUCCGUUUUAAACUACAUUCAGGAUAAUGUUGGCUGGGGCAUCGGAUUUGGAAUCCCGUGCAUCAUUAUGACAAUUGCUUUAGUGUUAUUUUUGAUUGGGACUCCGACCUAUAGGUAUAUCGUCACAGGUGAAGAACACAGUGCCUUUGUUAGGAUCGGGAGAGUUUUUGCCGCAGCAGCAAGGAAUUGGCACGUAAAACAGUCAACAAUUGAAGUCGAAGAGGAAGCUCAAGGAUUCAUUGCUUUCCAUGGUUCUGAACAAUUUUGGUUUUUGAACAAAGCUUUGAUUGGUCUUCGUAGUUCGGAUGACAACAAUAUAGCUUGUUGCAAGAGUGAGGUUGAGGAGGCAAAGGCAGUUCUUAGACUGUUUCCGGUAUGGGCAGCCAGCCUUGUAUAUGCAAUCGUCUUUUCACAGUCCUCGACUUUUUUCAUCAAACAAGGUCUAACCAUGGACAGAUCAUUAGGGCCCAACUUCUCUGUCCCACCCGCUUCAUUACAAUCCUUUAUCAGCCUAUCAGUUGUCCUCUUCAUUCCCAUCUACGACCGUAUUUUAGUUCCCAUAGCAAGAACAUUAACCGGAAAACCAGCUGGAAUAACCAUGCUCCAAAGAAUUGGAAUGGGGAUGUUAAUUUCCAUCGUGUCUAUGGUAAUUGCGGCUAUAGUAGAGAAGAAACGCCUCAACACUGCAUUUGAACACGGGCUGAUUGAUUUGCCUGAUACGACAGUCCCAAUGAGUGUAUGGUGGUUAGUCCCUCAGUACGUGCUAUUCGGUGUAUCAGAUGUGUUCACUAUGGUCGGUUUGCAAGAAUUUUUCUAUGACCAAGUUCCAACAGAACUAAGAAGUGUGGGUCUGUCGCUUUAUUUAAGCGUAUUCGGUUUAGGGAGCCUUCUAAGCAGUUUGAUGGUUUCCGUCAUUGACAAAUCAACCGGAAGCAACGGUCAAGACAGUUGGUUCUCGAACAAUCUUAAUCGAGCUCAUCUCGAUUACUUCUAUUCCCUACUUGCUGGUCUUAGUGUCAUAGGACUCAUUCUUUUUGUGUAUUGCUCCAAGUCUUACAUUUAUAAUAGGAAAAAUGCUAUAUAAAUUCAUAGGAGCAUGCUCUUUUAUUGUAUGUAAUGUAAGGGUCUCGCCCUCUAAACCUUAGCCAUUGUUUUGAUGAUGUGACGCCUAUAGAAGAAAUGGGCGAUAAAAAUAUAUUGUUUCUUGUUUAUAUUGUAUGAACUCUCAAGUGUAAUAAAUUGUAGAGUAAUAUGAAAGUAUAUAUAUAUAAGAGUGGGUUAAGUUCCAGUGAGAACCAAAUUUAUAUGAGAAACGUGAAAACUCAUUUGCCUGAUA
Molecule: messenger RNA, 2188 nt
Organism: Amaranthus tricolor (Joseph's coat)
Lineage: Eukaryota; Viridiplantae; Streptophyta; Magnoliopsida; Caryophyllales; Amaranthaceae
Product: protein NRT1/ PTR FAMILY 5.10-like
Exons: 4
Coding region: 215-1936 (573 amino acids)
Biological process (GO): dipeptide transport; transmembrane transport
Cellular component (GO): membrane
Molecular function (GO): dipeptide transmembrane transporter activity; tripeptide transmembrane transporter activity
Source: RefSeq, a predicted model, not a curated record